This is a messenger RNA of Naegleria fowleri, 1899 nucleotides long. RefSeq lists its product as uncharacterized. The transcript has a single exon. The record is from RefSeq and is a predicted model, not a curated record. NCBI's taxonomy places the organism in Eukaryota, Heterolobosea, Eutetramitea, Acrasida, Naegleriidae. The coding region runs from base 1 to 1899 and encodes 632 amino acids.
AUGAAGAAGGUAAUUCUCGACAAGGUUCGAUGUCCAUCACCAACCACUCAUUGUACCACCACUCUCUUGCAUACCUCUGGUGAAAUUUUGCCUUUCCCAUCCUCCUCCUCCUCCACAACUGUCAUUUCAACCUCCUCUUCAUCACCUUUGGCAUGUUCAUCAUCAUCCUCUCCAACCGAAGCGACCACAACAAGGUCAAGCCUUAAUUCACCACCAACACCACUCAGCAUGCUGACAAGCCUUUCAUUCUCCGCAGAACCCGCCAACAAUUCUUCUCUCACCACAACGGACAUGCCGCCAAUUCCUAUUGCCGCUCGUCGAAACAUGCAACCGUCCUCUUCCAACACUUCCAUGUUGACGACUACUGUUCUCUUAAUGCAAGGCUCAUCGAUGGAUCUCAUGAUGAAUGAUGGUGGCUUCAAUGAAACAACUAGUCUUGGCACUACUACCACCUUACUCAAUACUACUCAAGAAGCCUCUUCGAAACAAGCUGUGCGCACUCGAAAGAUCCUGAAGAGAUCCUCACCCACAACCAACAACUCCUCUUCUUCUUCUUCUUCUGUAACUUCUCAUCCCAACAAUCCAACCGUCAUUAGUAUUCAUCUCUCUCCAAGUACCCCUAAAGGAGCUAUUCAUGAAUCUGCAGAGGAAAGUUACAACAUGGAUGAGGAACAAGAUGAUGCUCGUGAUGCAUCCUCUCACGAUGAAAAGGAUGCUGAUUUUGUGUUGGAUCAAAUGGAUGAGACUGAUGAAGAAGAUGCAGACGAUGAUGAUGAAUUGGAAUUAAUGAUGGACGAUGAUGAUGAAGAGUAUACUACUACCACGACACGUUCUACUAAGGCUAAAAAGCAACAACAAAAGAAGAAGAAGAAGAAGAAGCAAACUUCAAGCAAGAGAGGAAAGAAAUCAGCAUCUUCUCCAGCAGCAAGUUCGACUACUACUACUACUACUACAUCUACUACUACUACUACUACAACUAUGCACAACAACACUCCAGCACAGAAUAUUGACACAUUGGAUGCUUCUCAAACCACUCAAAGCAUGUGCUGCCUUAAAGGAUGUGAUCAUCCCAUUAGUAAUCGAUUAAGAUUCUCAUUGAGAGUGUGCAGUGAAGAUGACUUUAAGAGUGAUUAUGUACAAAGAGGCUUCAAUUGGGUGUGUAAUUAUCACUACUUCCAUGAUUUGUACUUGUACAAGAAGAAUCAAAAGGGAGAUUCCAAUGCAACCGUUUCUAACCGAAAGAGAAAGUCAAGUAGUUGCACCAAGAAAAAGAUUGCCUCGAACUCGUCGUCGAACAGUUCAACGAGUACAGCGAAUGCCAAUUCCACUACAACAGCCACCACCACCACCACCACCACUACUACUACCUCUGUAGAGAAUGUUAACACUGCCUCAGUGCAGCAAGCAACCACCAACUUGGAACCAUCGAGUGCUCUCUUGCAAAUUGUUUCAGCCUCUCUCGAAGAAGCUAAUACUCCUAAUGGUUCGGAAUUGAGUCAACUCUUACAACCAUCACUCUCUUCUGAACCUCAAGAUGCUGCAAAUAAGAGAAAGAGAUCAAACUCGAAUGCAUCUUCUCCAAGCAAGAAGAAGAAACAACACAAUGUUGGUGGAGCUGUAUUGAACACUUCCACAAACAUUUCACUCUCUGGAACCAGUGCACCUGCAAUUACACUUUCCUCAACGAUCCUCUCAAUGUCUCCUGCGACCUCACAAAAGACCAUUUCACCAACCAAACCAGAAAGAAAGAAAUCUUCUCCAAAGAAACCUUUGAAGAUUGAUGUCUCUGCUAAUACUCUUCAAGUAGUACCAUCAAACAAUAUGUUUGUGCAACCAUCACCUGUGCACACCGAUGAUGUGAUUGCACUCAUUAACUUUGUAUCUCAUGCAAAUCAAUAA